Molecule: messenger RNA, 1552 nt
Organism: Papaver somniferum (opium poppy)
Lineage: Eukaryota; Viridiplantae; Streptophyta; Magnoliopsida; Ranunculales; Papaveraceae
Product: gibberellin 20 oxidase 2-like
Exons: 3
Coding region: 171-1454 (427 amino acids)
Biological process (GO): response to light stimulus; gibberellin biosynthetic process; unidimensional cell growth
Molecular function (GO): gibberellin 20-oxidase activity
Source: RefSeq, a predicted model, not a curated record
UUUGAAUUUGUAUUUUUGUUAGACUUGUACACGUACUCAUUCAUAACUUAUUCUUUAAACUAUACCAACUUUUUGAAUUUUUCAUGUAUAAUAAUUCGUAAAAAUUCCAUUAUAUAUAUGCUUAUUAUCAAAAACACACACUCACUUCAUCUUACUUCUUGUCUCUCUUCAUGGAUUCAAGUGCUUUUCUUUUGCGUCCUUCUCCAUUAGAGCCCACCAACAAUAAUAAAGAUCAUCGAAAGAAAGAUAAUGUAUUUGUUAAUGGAGAUUUCGUAUUUGAUGCAUCUUUGUUGAAGAAGCAAACUAGAAUACCCAGACAAUUUCUUUGGCCUCAUGGUGACUUAGUUUUUGAAAGCAGGCAAGAACUUAGAGAACCCAUUAUAGAUCUUCAUGGUUUUAUAUGCGGUGACGAACUCGCUACUAAACAUGCUGCUGAUAUCAUUAGGUCUGCUUGCACCAACCAUGGGUUCUUUCAAGUUGUCAACCAUGGUGUUGAUAAACGUCUUAUUACUGCAGCUCAUGAUCAUAUGGAAGCAUUCUUUAAGUUACCUGUUUCUCAUAAACUCAAGGCUAGGAAGAAACCAGGCAGCACGUGGGGUUACUCCGGUGCUCAUUGCGAACGUUUCUCGUCUAAAUUACCGUGGAAGGAGACAUUUUCUUUUGGUUACAACAACGAUGGUUGUGGUGAUAACUCUGCAGUUCUUAGUUACUUUUUAUCCGUCCUUGGGAAAGAUUUUGAAGAGACCGGGUUGGUUUACCAAAAAUACUGUGAAGCAAUGAAGGAAUUAUCCCUAGUUAUUAUGGAACUUUUGGCGAUAAGUUUGGGUAUUGAUAGAUUGCAUUUUCGAAGAUUCUUCCAAGAUAGUAACUCCUUAAUGCGGUGCAACUAUUACCCACCUUGUCAAGAACCAAGUCUAACCCUCGGCACUGGUCCUCACUGUGAUCCUACUUCUCUUACUAUACUUCAUCAAGACCAAGUUGGAGGACUCGAGGUUUUUGCACAUAACAAGUGGCAAGCUGUUCGACCCCGCUCGGAUGCUUUCGUCGUCAAUAUUGGUGACACAUUCAUGGCUUUAUCGAAUGGAAGAUACAAGAGCUGCUUGCACCGGGCAGUAGUGAACAGAUACAAAGAGAGAAGAUCACUAGCAUUUUUUGUAUGCCCUAAAGAAGACAAAAUUGUGAGACCCCCAGUGGAUCUGCUUAACAUUGUUUAUAGAGGAGAAGAUCAUCAUCAAGAUGAUAGCAGUCAUGAAAGAACAAGAAAGUAUCCAGACUUCACAUGGUCUGAUUUCCUUGAUUUCACUCAAAAACACUACAGAGCUGAUGUUACUACCCUCCAAAGUUUUACCAAUUGGCUUCUUUCGACUUCUAACUCUUCUACUGCAGCUACUUCUCCAAAUGCUAAUAAUAACCCAUCUUCUUCAUCAGCAGCAGCAACAGCAGCUACCAACUAGAUAUUAUUAUCUACUUGCCCUGUUACUACAAUCUUGUUUGGACAUACUCUAGUUUUGUCUUUCACUCUCCAUAUGAUCUCUCUUGUAAACAUCUUGUU